ACAUCACCCAUACAAUCACUUAUUUAACAAAAAAGCAUUUUGAGGAAAAAAAGGUAUUAAUUGAACAAUAGAAAACAAUGAAAAUUAAAACUAGAAUCAGUCGCUUUCAAUAUGAGCUAAAUAAAAAAAGGGGAAAACACAAAUAUAUGCAAUCAAGUUGAGGCAAAACAUUCACAUGAGAUUCCAGGUUUCUUCUGUUGUCCCCUUGAUGGCUACUUGUCCUUAACCAAUUAUUAAUCAACUCAAUCAUGGCACUCAACUAGCUGCCUGCUUAUAAAUCCCCUUCCCCUCCCCCCUUAACCCAUUCUCUUGAUGCGGAGUUCCUUUCUUUUCUAGCUUUUCUCAGCUUUGGCAUGCCACUUCUACACUGUAAAGAAAACCAUUGGCGACCAAGAGUGCAAGAAAUCAUGCAGAGCUUCAAGCUGAACGAAAGCAAGAUCCUAAGAAAGAUGUUAAGCAUUGGUAACUUCAAAGAGGGAAACCAGAAUUCAUCAGAUGCCAAGCAGGAAACUUCUAGUAUGAAUCAAGCAUAUGCAAACGCAAGAAGAUGCUUCUAUCAUCAAACCAAAAGGAUAUUUGUUGGUUCCUGGAAUAUUGGAGGCAUUGAACCACCCAAUAAUUUGGACAUGGAAGACUGGCUUGAUGCAGGAAAUAAUUGUGCAGACAUUUAUGUUCUAGGGUUCCAAGAAAUUGUACCUCUAAAUGCAGCAAAUAUACUAUGUCCCCGAAACAGAAGAAAUUCUAGGAAAUGGAAUUCUCUUAUUGGGGCAGCCCUUAACAAUAGAAGACCAAUAAAGGGAGUUGAAGAAGAUAAAAUAGCAGAACCUCAUAAGAUAUACCCUCUGCAGAAACAAAUUUGUGCAGAGGGUGAGCAUGAACAAGAUUUCCAGUGCAUCAGAAGCAAGCAAAUGGUGGGAGUGUUCAUUACCAUUUGGGUUCAGUCUUACCUCUUACAAUCUAUCCGACACUUGAGUGUCUCAUCUGUUGGCUGUGGAAUCAUGGGUUGUUUGGGAAACAAGGGUUCAAUAUCAAUUAGAUUUUGCUUGCAUGAAACAAGCUUCUGCUUUAUAUGCAGUCAUCUAGCUUCUGGUGGUAAAGAAGAAGACCGAAGACAGAGAAACGUUAACGCAACUGAUAUUUUGUCGCGGACAAGAUUCUCUACUGAUACUCUGCAUGACAUGCCUCGAAAAAUUAUUGACCAUGACCGAGUUGUCUGGCUAGGCGACUUGAACUACAGGAUCUAUAUGCCAGACUCUGAAACACAGUCAUUGAUCAAGAGAAGAGAGUGGGAAACCUUGUUGAAACAAGACCAGCUAAAGAAGGAGCUCACGGAAGGCCAUGUAUUCCGAGGUUGGCAUGAAGGAGCGAUAGAGUUUCCACCUACAUACAAGUACCACCCGAACUCUAAAGAUUACAUAGGUUGUGACCAGCAACACAUGAGCAAAAAGAGACGUGCCCCUGCAUGGUGUGAUCGAAUAAUAUGGUUUGGAAAGGGAAUGAAGCAAACACAAUACUGCAGGAGUGAGUCAAAGCUUUCGGAUCAUAGACCUGUACGAGCAAUGUUCAAAGCUGACAUCAAGGUAGCAGCAAAUUGUAGAUGAUUCAAAAUGUUACAAGAGGCAUUUCAUCCAAGAGAUUUGAGUUCCCGUGGUGCUAUUUUCAAACGAGGUUUUAGGCAAGCAUAUGGUAGCAGAAUUCCGUGAACGUGAUUAGUUUGACAAUCUGGAUCAGCAUUAGUAUUUCUCCUUUACUUUUUACGAGAGAACGAAUAGGGAAGCCAAACAAAGAUAUGCUCGUUGUUUUUUUUGGGAGGAAGCAUACCCCCUCAUUGGUGAUUCAAAAGCAAAGACAUUACAAGUAAUUCUGCAUUUAUUCAAUAUCCCUGUGUUUAAUAUCAUAAAUAAAAUUGAUCCUGAUAUAGGAGUUCAUUGUA
This is a messenger RNA of Lotus japonicus, 1933 nucleotides long. Its product is annotated as type IV inositol polyphosphate 5-phosphatase 9-like. The record is from RefSeq and is a predicted model, not a curated record. Gene Ontology annotation, biological process: phosphatidylinositol dephosphorylation. Gene Ontology annotation, molecular function: phosphatidylinositol-3,4,5-trisphosphate 5-phosphatase activity; inositol-polyphosphate 5-phosphatase activity; phosphatidylinositol-4,5-bisphosphate 5-phosphatase activity. The coding region runs from base 354 to 1601 and encodes 415 amino acids. The transcript has 8 exons. Lineage: Eukaryota; Viridiplantae; Streptophyta; Magnoliopsida; Fabales; Fabaceae.